CCGCUGGUGGCGGGGCGGGGCGCGCGCGCGUGUGCGUGCGUGCGUGGGGGCACCUGUCCCGCCGGAGCGGGCGCGUUCCCGGCCCCGUUCCUCUGCCCGCCGGGAGCGCGCAGGGAAGGGCGCCACCCCGCGGCCGGCGGAAUCCGGCGUGAGGGGGAAGCGGCGGGCCGGGCUGCUUGCAGGCGUUCCACCUGCGGCUCGGGACCGGGCGGCGCUGCUUGGCCUGCCUCGGGGAGGUGCCGCCUUCUCCUCUUCCCCCCACGCCGGGGCUUCGCUUCAGCUUGGUAAUUCCCGGCGGCGACCCCACGGCGGUUACCGGGCAGUGGCAGCACUUCGUCUUCGCUCUUGGGACUUCCGGCUUGAGAUCAGUGUGCUUGUAUUGAUUUUUCCAAUGAAGUACAUCCUGGUAACCGGUGGUGUCAUCUCGGGCAUUGGCAAAGGGAUCAUUGCAAGCAGCAUUGGCACCAUACUGAAAUCGUGUGGUCUACGUGUCACUGCCAUCAAAAUUGAUCCUUACAUAAACAUAGAUGCUGGAACCUUUUCACCAUAUGAACAUGGUGAAGUUUUCGUAUUGAAUGAUGGUGGAGAAGUUGACUUAGAUUUGGGAAAUUAUGAGAGAUUUUUGGACAUCAAUCUCUAUAAAGAUAACAAUAUCACGACUGGAAAGAUAUAUCAGCAUGUCAUUAAUAAAGAAAGACAUGGUGAUUACUUGGGAAAAACUGUUCAAGUUGUUCCACACAUCACUGAUGCAGUUCAGGAAUGGGUAAUGAAUCAGGCAAAAGUUCCGGUGGAUGAUGACAGAAAAGAGCCACAAAUUUGUGUGAUUGAGCUGGGUGGAACCAUUGGAGACAUUGAAGGAAUGCCAUUUGUUGAAGCUUUUAGACAGUUUCAAUUCAAAGCAAAAAGAGAGAACUUCUGUAAUAUCCAUGUUAGUCUAGUACCACAGCCUAAUGCAACUGGUGAACAGAAGACAAAACCGACACAGAACAGUGUUCGAGCACUGAGGGGUCUAGGCUUGUCUCCAGAUUUGAUUGUCUGCAGAAGUGCAAAACCUAUAGAAAUGGCAGUGAAGGAAAAGAUUUCCAUGUUUUGCCAUGUGGAACCUGAGCAGGUGAUAUUUAUCCAUGAUGUUUCAUCCACUUACCGAGUACCAAUCCUGUUGGAGGAGCAAGGCAUCAUUAAAUAUUUUAAACAGAGGUUAAAUUUACCUAUUGAUGACCAGCCAAGUGAUCUUCUAAUGAAAUGGAAGAAAAUGGCUGACAGAUAUGAACGGUUGCUGAAGGUGUGUUCCAUAGCUCUCGUUGGCAAGUACACAAAACUAAGUGAUUGCUAUGCUUCUGUUUUCAAGGCUUUGGAACACUCUGCGCUGGCAAUUAAUCACAAGCUGGAUUUAAUGUAUAUAGAUUCUACAGAACUUGAGCAUUCUACAGAAGUGGAGAACUCGGUGAAAUACCAUCAGGCAUGGCACAAACUUUGCAAAGCAGAUGGCAUUCUGGUCCCAGGAGGCUUUGGAAUUCGCGGAACUGAAGGGAAACUCCAAGCUAUUUCCUGGGCAAGAACAAAGAAAAAACCUUUUCUUGGAGUUUGCCUGGGAAUGCAAUUAGCAGUUGUGGAAUUUGCAAGAAACUGUUUGAAUUGGAAAGAUGCAAAUUCUACAGAAUUUGACUCAGACACAAAAAACCCUGUUGUUAUUGACAUGCCAGAGCACAAUCCUGGAGAUAUGGGUGGAACAAUGAGACUGGGGAAGAGAAAAACUGUUUUCAAAACACAAAAUUCUGUGUUAAGGAAACUUUAUGGUGAUGAAACAUUUGUAGAGGAGCGACACAGACAUCGAUAUGAGGUGAACCCAGAAUUGACUCACUGCUUUGAAGAGAAAGGUUUGAAAUUUGUUGGCCAUGAUACGGAAGGGAACAGAAUGGAAAUUAUUGAACUGGAGAAUCACCCAUAUUUUGUGGGAGUUCAGUUCCACCCAGAGUUUUCCUCAAGACCUAUGAAACCCUCACCUCCAUACCUUGGACUGUUGCUUGCAGCAACUGGGACACUCAAUGCAUACCUGCAACGUGGAUGUAAAUUGUCUCCAAGUGACAGCUACAGUGACCUCAGUGAUGAUAGCUCUCCAGAAAAAGAGUUUCCUAAUUCAGAAGCAAGCUGAAAUGAUUGUAUGAGAUGACAGAAAUGGAUGAUGCUGGUGAGAAAGUUGGAAAUGAGAUAAUAUUGACCAGAAGAAAGUAGAAGAGUAAGCUGCUUAUGGUUCUCAUAGUGCCUCCUCCUAUACUGUUUUCAAUAACUCUCUUUACAGAUGACAACUUUACUCUGCUAUAGCAAAAACUAUUCUGUAUAAAUACUGUUUCUCUUUAAAAAUGACAAAAUGGUUGUGCUAAACUUAGUUGUUAAUCAUUAUUGAUCUUGUCUUAUAUUCCAGAGUGGUCUCAGGUGAAUACAUAGUUGACAACUGUUCUUGAUUUGAAGGAAGGUUUUUGUCUAUUUUCAGUUUGCCCUAGAACAGGAAGAUAAAAUGCAUUAAUUCUUGUGAAUGAGAGGGAAUGCUUUACAAUAUCUAAGAGAAGGUUGUCUUACCCAUAAGCAAUAGAGACCUCUUUCAUGUUACCCUGUUAAGCUUGUUGUAUAUACAUAUUUUUUUACUCUUUUGCUGUGCAAUGUGUACAAAUGAGAAAUUGUUGCUGUAUUUCAGUUCUUUGUGAUUAUAAUAAUUGAUUUUGAAUACAUGUCUUUUUGCUUUGGUUUUAUAAGUGAUUUCACUUUACAAAAGUUCAAAGUUAUUUGCUCUAUUUCUCCUGAAGGUUUGAUAGUAUUGAACACAGUUUUGACCUACAAAAUUACAGAAGAGAUACUAGAAGGCAGUUCUGUAUUUUUAUUUUGUAAGAGAGACGGUAAAUACACUUAUGUUAAAAUGUAAUUUGAACACUUGUAUGAAAGUUGUAGAAGAACCAGUCAUAAACCUGGAACAUUAUCUGGGCUCCAGCUGUGCGACACCCAGUUCAUGUCAGUAAAUUAAUAUAAAGGUGAAUUAAGGUUCACUGUUGUUUUCCCUUAUCCACUGCAUGGUCACGACACUCAUCCCCCAAUGGAAUAGAGUGAUGUAUUUUAAUUUAGAAAUCAUAAGUUAUUCUACUGCACAACAAUUGCAGGCACCCCUGCAGAGCCAGAACUGCAGCCCCUUAGCAGUGUGGCAUCAUCAGACCUGUCACAGAAGAUGAACCUGAGCUAUGGAACUAGUGGGCUCCAAAUGCCUGGGGCAUCCUUUCCCAUAAAGAAAAUUUCUAAGUUUUGAGCUUUGUGUUUCGUUUUGGUUUUGGGCAAAAUGUCUUUUUAAUUCAUCUGAAGGUAUUUUGUACCUGUACAAAACCAGAAAGCACCAUGUCCCUUAUUACAGCCUUGUAGAACCGUAAGUUUAAAAGCUUUGCAUUGCUUUAGAAGAUCUCAGGUUACACAGCCAAUUUAUCUCUUCAUGAAAAGAAGCUUAAAUGGUAAUGAAACAUAAAACAUAUUCCUACGGUGAUGUUUAUCUGAAGUGAAUUGCAAAUGCGUGCCUUAGAAAUAGCAGGUGUCGACAGAAUUGGUGUCACUGUAUGUCCUUUCCAAUGAGAGACAUUGGUCACUGGUUUGUGGAAGGUGAAGCAUUUCCUAAGAUUGUCUGUAAUGUGCAAAAUGUAUUUUCAAAUGUAUUAAAUUGGAUUAUUCAGAAGUGCUUAGAUGCUGUGUUAAAGAAUCAUUGUGCCAAUCGUGGACUGUGGUGUCACAGAAGGAGUUUUUCUUUUAGUUACAUCCCAGUUGUAUUGUCUACAUGAUGCAUCAAAAGUAACCGACGGGACAAAAAGACAUGCAUCCUGGAGGGAAGCUGGAAACAGCACCUUGAUGUUCCAGUGUCCUUACAAAUCCUCUUCCUGCCAACUGUGCUACACAAAGCAGUAUCCUGGAGACAAACACAUCACUGCCACUCGGGAUCCAUUUCCUAUUUGAGCUGCCAGAAGCAGCAACAUGCCAUUUCCAAAACGGAAGAAGGCAAAUGAGCCUUUUCCAGCUAAAUCCUGGGCUGCAUUCGGUGAUCCUUCCCCUUCAUUCAGUCAAUCAGUACAAGAGAUACAUGGGCAUACUCAAGGGAGUCCAGUGAAUAUCACUAAGGUGGUUGAAGGACUAGAUGUGGGGAAAGGCUGAGAACAUAUUGAUUUUGGCUGGGAGAGAGUAAAUUUUCUUCACAGUAAUCAUUAUAGGACUGUUUUAGUUUUGGGCAGGAAAGAGUGCCAAUAACAUGGGGAUGCUUUUGUUAUUGCUGAGCAGCAUUUGCGUGCUAUAAAGGCCUUUUCUGCUCCUCACUCCAGCUCACCAGCGAGUGGGCUGUGAGAGGGCAUGAGAAGCUGUGAGGGAACACAUCCAGGCCAGCUGACCCCAACUGGGACCAAAGGGACAUCUGUAGAUAUUGAACAGGUACCAUAGAACAUCAUGCUCAGCAUAGACAGCUGGAGGGAAGAAGAAGGAAGGGAGGAUGUCUGGAAAUAUGACACUUGUCUUCCCGAGUCACAGUUACGUGUGGUGAAGUGGUGGUUUCCUUAAGAUGGCUGAACACCUGCCUGCCAGAGAUAACACUGUCCAGCCUAGAGAAGGCUCAGAGGGGAAGGGGGUUAGAUCUCAUCCAUGUGUAUAAAUACCUGAAAGGAGAGUGCAAAGAGGAUGGAGUGAGGCCCUUCUCAAAGGUAUCCAGUGACAGGACCAGAGACAAUGAACAUAAACUGAAAUGGUAGGCUCCAUCUCUAA
This is a messenger RNA of Colius striatus (speckled mousebird), 4773 nucleotides long. It is a transcript of the gene CTPS2, whose product is annotated as CTP synthase 2. The transcript is spliced from 19 exons. The coding region runs from base 392 to 2152 and encodes 586 amino acids. Gene Ontology annotation, cellular component: cytoplasm; cytoophidium. Gene Ontology annotation, biological process: CTP biosynthetic process; pyrimidine nucleobase biosynthetic process. Lineage: Eukaryota; Metazoa; Chordata; Aves; Coliiformes; Coliidae. Gene Ontology annotation, molecular function: identical protein binding; CTP synthase activity. The record is from RefSeq and is a predicted model, not a curated record.